Messenger RNA from Lachancea nothofagi CBS 11611, 1122 nucleotides. The record is from the annotation of a GenBank genome assembly. Lineage: Eukaryota; Fungi; Ascomycota; Saccharomycetes; Saccharomycetales; Saccharomycetaceae.
AUGAGACUAGAAAGACUACUCUUGUUCAUAUUCUGGGCUCUCCCGCGGUUCGGAAAGAACCAGUAUAGAACUUUGCAGAUCUCUGAAACCCAAACAUUGAACGUGAAAGAAGAGGAAAAGCUGUUACUUAAAAGACAAGGCGUGAGGUAUUUCGAUAUCACAAACUUCCCUAGCCUCUUCAAAACAAAUGAGGUGAAAACCGUGCCGGAAUAUGUAUACCCUGUGGAUCUGAUCAACGGGGACAGAGUAUCCCUAGCUCUAACAAAUGUCAGUACAAAGUCAAUGUACGAUGACCUGGCUUUCUUCACUAGCUUCUACACCCGAUACUACAAGUCUGAAACAGGUUACGACUCUGCCGUAUGGCUGUCCAAGAAGUUGAAAAACGUUACUGAGACUUUGGGUGAUAAAGUGUCCCAGCUUCACAUCGAUCACCGUGACUGGAAACAGUUCUCUAUCAUAGUACAAAUAAGGGGUGUCAAAACUCCCGAGAAAAUUGUCGUUUUCGGUUCACACCAGGACUCGAUGAACCUGAUAUUACCUUCGGUUAUGGCUGCGCCAGGCGCCGACGAUAACGGUUCGGGGACUGUAACAAAUAUCGAAGCCCUCAGACUGUAUGCGCAGUAUCUCACUGAGACUCAAGAUUGGCCUCAAAAUACGGUAGAGUUCCACUUUUACUCUGCUGAAGAAGGCGGGCUGCUAGGAUCGUUAGAUGUGUUCACUAAUUAUGCCUCUGACAACAAAACUGUUGUUGCAAUGUUACAGCAGGACAUGACUGGGUACGUGCCAGAUCCUAAGAAUGAACAUGUAGGUGUUAUUACAGAUUUCACCACUCCAGCUUAUACUAAGUUUGUUGAACUUGUAAUUGACAAGUACUUGAGCAUACCCUUCAUUGAAACUGAAUGCGGCUAUGCUUGCAGCGAUCAUAGUAGUGCUACAAAAAAUGGGUUUCCUGCAGCAUUUGUUAUUGAGAGUGAGUUCUCUAAGACUAACAAGUACAUUCAUACCACAAUGGAUACUUUGGAUAGGUUGAAUUUUGGACAUAUGGCUGAGCACGUCAAGUUAAUAAUUGGUACGAUCAUUGAGUUAAGCAAUUGGGAGUUCAAAUUAAAGGUGGCGGAAUAG